This is a messenger RNA of Echinostoma caproni, 1041 nucleotides long. NCBI's taxonomy places the organism in Eukaryota, Metazoa, Platyhelminthes, Trematoda, Plagiorchiida, Echinostomatidae. The record is from the annotation of a GenBank genome assembly.
AUGGGUUCUGAUGCUUUCUCAAUUAAUCUAUCUGUUCCCCGAUUCUUGAUCAAUGGCUACCAGCUAUCACAGUCCCCCAUCAUGGAAUAUGAGCAAAGUUUGCGAAAUAAACUACGUUCUGGCAGCAUUCCUCUCAACCCGUCUUCAGAUCCAACAUUGUCUGAACGUCGAAUGUUUGGUCGAGGACUAAGUUGGCGUACUAUACUGACAAACACUGCUCUCAGUUCGGUAGAUUCUAUUGAAACGGGCACCUCUGCUGGUGGAACACUGCGCCGAACGGCCAUAGCCACUGCGUACGAUCCAGUAGACGGACUGACUUAUUUUGGCGAGCGAUACUCCUCCGGUUCCGAGGCAAAAUCUCAUGUUCACGGCAUUGCUGAUCUUGGUGCGUUAGAUGCUACUCCGCAGGGUACAUUGGUGGCCCAUCUACAUGAACACCAAGCUGGAAUGAUCAGCUUGGCUGUUCAUGGUUCUGGUAGACUAAUGGUAUCGUGUUCCGCGGGUGAUGGCACGGUAAAACUGUGGAAUUGCGGUCUAUGGCCUGUUGAUGCUGACGGUUAUUUGAAUCAGAACACUCCAACUUCAUCGCUAAUUGGUGAAUCCGGCUCCAGAAACGGGUCGAAACCAGCAGGAUUCACUCAGAUCUACAGCUUACCUACUCGUUCAUCAUGGACAUACUGCACGCAGACUUCUGAUUCGGAAAUAUCAUCGAAAGUUUGUCGAGUAGCCACUAUCACCCGAGGCGAUUGGAUACACUGUGUUGACGUGGCUACUGGACGCCAAUGUAGCUUAAACAGUCUGGCCCACAAAACUCAUGGACGUGCACUCUGUUUGACUGCAUCUGCUACUACCCAAUUUCCGGCGCAACUCACUCUGUUACGCCCAGGUUUGUCUAACGGAGGGGGAGGAGAUGCCAAUUUGAUUGCAUAUGCCACUGCGGGUAACUAUAUUGUGGCCCGUGAUCUUCGUGCUCCUUUCUCGGAGCCACCGGCAUGGGGUUUGAAACAAGUUCGUGAAUACGGUAAUUGCAGUGAUCGAUAA